CCCUUUGCUGGUAACAGUUCAUACACCCACCUUUUCCUUAAGUAGCCCGGUUGCUGGACACCAAUGCUGAUAGUAUGACGAGACCAGUGCAGGGGAGGCAUGGUUCGUCAGAUUGUUCUUCUCCGUCGAAAAACAGCGCAAGUGUAGUUAAUCCGGUCAUAGGCUCUUCAACGCCCGUGAGUAUUGAUCGAAGAGGGAGAAAGGCCACAUUCACUCCAUCUCACUUUAGCUCUAUCGCUGGGAAGUCAGCACAUGCCGUUGACCCCAUUCCUUCUCGAACAAACAAGAAAAGACCAAGUCUGUUUGCAUCCAAGUCACCUCCAGGAAAGGGAAAAGAGCCACGCCUCAGUUCAGUUCGUACGGGCACAGAUGUCAAUGAACGGCUACACGAAAAUGAUCAACCAUUCUUCACCUCCCCUGCUGCCACAACACCA
Linum tenue is the source of this 434-nucleotide messenger RNA. The record is from the annotation of a GenBank genome assembly. NCBI's taxonomy places the organism in Eukaryota, Viridiplantae, Streptophyta, Magnoliopsida, Malpighiales, Linaceae.